Cyclopterus lumpus (lumpfish) is the source of this 1550-nucleotide messenger RNA. RefSeq names its product putative protein TPRXL. The record is from RefSeq and is a predicted model, not a curated record. Bases 1 to 1362 code for a protein of 453 amino acids. The transcript has 4 exons. NCBI's taxonomy places the organism in Eukaryota, Metazoa, Chordata, Actinopteri, Perciformes, Cyclopteridae.
AUGGAGACGCUGCUCGCUCUCUGGAUCGCCGCCGCCGCCGCCGCCGCCGCCGCCGCCGCCUCAGGUCACAAUGACGCUAUAUUCACCACCAGUAAACUCACAUUAACAACACAUGGAUUCACAAGAACUGGUUCCAAAGGCAACCAGUCCAGUCCCAGCACCACCAGUAAACUCACAUUAACAACACAUGGAUUCACCACAACUGGUUCCAAAGGCAACCAGUCCAGUCCCAGCACCACCAGUAAAAUCACAUCAGCAACCAAUGGAUCCAACACAACUGGUUCCAAAGGCAACCAGUCCAGUCCCAGCACCACCAGGAAAAUCACAUCAGCAACCAAUGGAUCCAACACAACUGGUUCCAAAGGCAACCAGUCCAGUCCCAGCACCACCAGGAAAAUCACAUCAGCAACCAAUGGAUCCAACACAACUGGUUCCAAAGGCAACCAGUCCAGUCCCAGCACCACCAGGAAAAUCACAUCAGCAACCAAUGGAUCCAACACAACUGGUUCCAAAGGCAACCAGUCCAGUCCCAGCACCACCAGGAAAAUCACAUCAGCAACCAAUGGAUCCAACACAACUGGUUCCAAAGGCAACCAGUCCAGUCCCAGCACCACCAGUAAAAUCACAUCAGCAACACAUGGAUUCACCACAACUGGUUCCAAAGGCAACCAGUCCAGUCCCAGCACCACCAGUAAAAUCACAUCAGCAACCAAUGGAUCCGCCACAACUGGUUCCAAAGGCAACCAGUCCAGUCCCAGCACCACCAGUAAAAUCACAUCAGCAACCAAUGGAUCCAACACAACUGGUUCUAAAGGCAACCAGUCCAGUCCCAGCACCACCAGUAAAAUCACAUCAGCAACCAAUGGAUCCAACACAACUGGUUCUAAAGGCAACCAGUCCAGUCCCAGCACCACCAGUAAAAUCACAUCAGCAACCAAUGGAUCCGCCACAACUGGUUCCAAAGGCAACCAGUCCAGUCCCAGCACCACCAGUAAAAUCACAUCAGCAACCAAUGGAUCCAACACAACUGGUUCCAAAGGCAACCAGUCCAGUCCCAGCACCACCAGUAACACCACAGAACUGCCCCCGGCCCCGGCCAGCGGCAGCGUACCCGGAUUCGGGAUCGCUCUGCUGGUUCUGGCUGCUCUGAUUUUGCUGCUGUUCAUCCUGCUAAUCAUCGGACUGCUGGUGUGGUGCUGCUGCUUUAAGGGGCGCCACAACGACUUCGGUCCCUACGAAGAUCCGACCAACUUCCCUCUGUACACCACACACACUCGCUUCGAUGGGCCCAACGGGAUGAAAUACGCAGAGAUGGACAAGCCAAUGAAGAACCGGACCGGGACGUACACGGUCAACCAAUAGGGACGGAGACAACAACACACCUUUAUUAUUUAAUACAUGGAACAAAGUUGUUGUUGUUGUUUGUGCUUUUUGUAUUAGCAUCCGGUUUUAAUGAACGUGUGACUCAAUUACAAUUCAUCUCAUAGCUGUUUUUAUUUAUUGUCACUGUGGUGCUUUGUAUUUAAGUAAAGUCAACAACAACAAGAAAA